Messenger RNA from Astyanax mexicanus (Mexican tetra), 2425 nucleotides. It is a transcript of the gene susd4, whose product is annotated as sushi domain containing 4. Gene Ontology annotation, biological process: negative regulation of complement activation, alternative pathway; negative regulation of complement activation, classical pathway. Lineage: Eukaryota; Metazoa; Chordata; Actinopteri; Characiformes; Acestrorhamphidae. The transcript has 8 exons. The record is from RefSeq and is a predicted model, not a curated record. The coding region runs from base 426 to 1889 and encodes 487 amino acids.
GUAACCCCCCCAGUAGGUGGGUGGCUGGAGCAGAAGCAGGAGCUGGAGCAGCGCAGGUGACGCAGUUUCCCUCCCCGAGCAUCCCGCGACCUGAGCGGGGAUGAGGAGCCGCUGCGCCGCGCUGCUCGGGCCUGCUGUUUGAGCCGCUCUUAUUGCAAUGUGUGUGUUUGAGGGGUUAUAAGCGGCUGCUGUGUGUGUUUAGGUUGUGUGUGUGUGUGUGUCCUCCAUGGUAUGGCGGCGUGUUCUCCAUCACACCCUGCGCGGCGGCAGCGGGGCGAUGCUAGCUGGCUGCUGCUGCCGCUGAGGCGCCACGCAGCUCGGCUGCGGUAUUAACGCUUCACCCGCUCUCUCUCUCUCUCUGUCUCCUUUCGCCGGCCUCGUACCUUCAGAGCACUGUCGCCUGAUGAAUCUGACUGGGCGGAAAGAUGCAUCAUCAUGCUGGUAGACAAGCUAAGAGAUCUGGGUUUGUCCGCAUUGCCGUCUACGGCCCUUUUCUCAUCAUAUUCAGCACCGCCGUCCCUCCUCAGCAGCAGCUGGUCUCCGCCUCCUCAGACCCUACAAUAGUAGAGCAGUUUUGCAGAGAUCCAGGAGUUCCAGAUCAUGGACGCAGGACACCAAGUACUGGUGUGUUCUUCGAGAACUCAGUGGCCAGAUUCUCUUGUAUGGAGGGGUACAGAGUAAAGGGGCCUGCGAAGAUUAUUUGUACACGUUUCCAGAAUGAAUCGGUGGGAUGGAGACCAAGCCUUAAACCAGUGUGCCUUCCAGACUGUCUUCCUCCAUACAUUGAGGAUGCUGAUGUUGUUAAUAAGACAUACAGGCCCGGGGAUAGCCUUGAUGUCAGCUGCCAUGAGGGAUUUCAGAUACGAUAUCCUGAUAUGGAUAAUAUGGAAUCGGUUUGCCAGGAGGACGGAACAUGGGACAACCAGCCCAUCUGUCAAGGCUGUUUGCGGCCUUUGAUUCCUCCUCACAGUUACAUGAACAUCUCAGAGACAGAGUUUUCUGUGCCAGUUGGAACAGUGGUGCACUACCAGUGCUACCCUGGUUAUAAGUUGGAGGGGGCAGAAUUACUGGAAUGCAUGUACAACCUCAUCUGGUCAGACGUGCCACCCCGGUGCCUUGAUGUUGAAGUAUGUCCCUUACCUCCAAUGGUAGAACAUGGAGAUUACGUGUGCCAUCCACACCCAUGUAAUCGCUAUAUCCAUGGAACCGUGGUAGAGUUCUACUGUGAUCCUGGAUAUCAUCUAGCCGACGAUUACAAAUACAUCACCUGUCAGUAUGGGCUGUGGUUCCCACCAAUGCAGAUCUACUGCAUUCAGGAUGAGACCACCUACCCAGGAUUCCAGGACUCCUUACUGACCACAUGGAAAGUGGUGUCAUUCACUGCGUCCGGUGUGCUGUUAGCCCUGCUCCUGGUGGUCGUGGCGAAGGUGUUUCAUUUUAAAUUCAGGACCCAUCAAAACUCAAGUGAAGAGCAAGCAGAAAACAGAGGUCCAAAUGUCUUAGUAGUGGAUGGAGUUGCUGUAUGUCUGCCCUCCUACGAGGAGGCAGUAGGCAGCGCCAGUUACCAGCCGCCGCCAAUGAUGCCCCCUGCUGGCCUGGGAAGUGCACAGCUCUCUGAGGAUCAGGAUCCCCCUUCAUAUCCAGGGCACACAGAAAGUCAGAAUGGGGCUCCACUGGACACUGGAGAGGGAGAAACAUGUGACAGCAUCUCAGACACUUCAGAGUGUCUUCCAGCUGCACAUCCAUCUUCUUCACAUGCUGUAGGACUGAGUAACAUGUCUGAGAAGACCAACGUGAUCACCUCGAUGGAGGACACCGCCUCCACAAGUCCCAGUAUAGAUAUAGCAGAUGAAAUUCCACUUGUGGAAGGUGGAGAGGAGGACUGCUGAUACUGUAGAUAUCCAUCAUUGAUUUUUCUCACUGCUGUCAUCAAGUCUUUCUGCACUUUCUGGAUUUAUUUCGUAAAUUAAUUUAACACAGGUUUGUUUAUUUCACAGAAUGGUUGAUAUUUAAGCUCGAGCACACUAUACACAAGCAGGGCAAUGCAGGCAAUAAGAGUUAUUUGUAAUUUCUCAUGAUUUGAUCAUGGGGAACAACUAUGCAUUAACUAAAGAAUCUGUUCCAGUGUGAAAAGCUCCCCAUCUUUCAACAAUACAGCAGUUACCAAAGGGACAAUGACAAUUUACAUCACCUUCAAACUGAAUCAUGCUUUUAUUGGUUAACUCCAUCUGGCUAUUCUUGAAAUGCUUUACAAAACGCACAGCGACAUGCAUAACACUGCUUUUAAGUUAUGUUCAGAUUGCAUUAAAUACCAUUUACAAAUAUUUUACAAUUGUAAUUAAAGCAUCAGAUUUCCCCAAUUUAUGUAUUGCUGAUUAAUCCAGAAAUGAUCAUAAUAAAAAAAUUAAAAAUCGGCUUUCUGAAA